Messenger RNA from Fusarium venenatum, 282 nucleotides. The record is from RefSeq and is a predicted model, not a curated record. Lineage: Eukaryota; Fungi; Ascomycota; Sordariomycetes; Hypocreales; Nectriaceae.
AUGGGCAGUAUCGACAUCGGCCUUAUAGUAGGCACGGUUGCUUUGUUCCUCAUUAUCAUCACAUCCAUCUUUGUCGCCAGAGGCCUUGAAGGGCGUCAUCAAGCCAGGGGCGCGCUGCGCAGAGCCGAAGAUGGCAACGUGGCGAACCAGGAUGAACAUCAUGCAGCUCAAGAGGCGAGAAUCGCUGGGCUUGCGCAGCCAGAACCUGUUCAACUGCGUCAAGAGAACUUCUGGGAACGUAGCACGCAGGCUCUCAAACACCGCGUAGAGCGAUUCAAGUGA